CAAAACGUUAGAACACAUAAACCGGACCCAAAUCUUCCCGUUGCUACCGCCUUUCAAACUCUCCUUCCCUGUCCACAUAGGUCUCAUACACAUGAGUACAUAUAUAUACCAUAUACCGUAUAUGUAUAACCCUAGGCUCCUGGAGGUUUCUUCUUCUAUACAGAUUGCUAGCUUUACAUUGAUACUCUUCGCUCUGAUUCUACAGUCUCUUCGAGAUGUCUUAUUGUGCACAUAAAUGUAGAGAGUGGUUUAGUAUGUUAUCCGAGCACAUUUCGUGUCAAUCCUGCUAGAUGAUUGUGUGAAAAAUUAUACUUUAUGUUGCCUGUUAUAUCAAUGGCUGUUGAUUCUGGCGAUGGCAGUCAAAGUAAAGUGCUAAUUGAUGAUAAAGACAGUGUUUUUAUGGCGGAGAAGAAUGUUGCACAAUGUGUUGAAAAGGUUGAACUGAGCAUUAGCCUAGGACUACAAAACUUACAGCGAAGGGUUAGUCCAAGGCUUCAAAACAUGCCUGAUGAUCAAAAGCCUUUCUAUGGUAGUAAUAGAAAGAGGUUAUCAAAUGGGCUCAAAGAUAAAGUUAGCGAGAAAGGGAUUAAAGUGGAGUUCGUGGAAGACAUUCGUUGUAAAGAUAAUGUUGUUACGGCAAAGAAGAAUGGUGCACAAUGUGUUGAAAAGAUUGAACCAAACAGUAGCCAAGGACUGCAAAACUUACAGCGAAGGGUUAGUCCAAGGCUUCAAAACAUACCUGAUGAUCAAAAGCCUUUCUAUGGUAGUAAUAGAAAGAGGUUAUCAGAUGGCUUAAAAGAUAAAGUUAGCGAGAAAGGGAUUAAAGUGGAGUUUGUGGAAGACAUUCGUUGUAAAGAGAAUGUUGUAACGGCAAAGAAGAGUGUUGCACAAUGUGUUGAAAAGAUUGAACCAAACAGUAGCCAAGGACGGAAAAACUUGCAGCAAAGGAUUAGUCCGAGGCUUCAAAACAUACCUGAUGAUCAAAAGCCUUUCUAUGGUAGUAAUAGAAAGAGGUUAUCAGAUGGCCUCGAAGAGAAAGUUAGCAAUAAAAGGACUAAAGUGGUGUUCGCAGAAGACAUUCGUUGUGGAAGCGAUCUGGCGACGGGUCAUAACAGUUGUCUUGCUCAAGUUGAUAAUUCAGAUAAAAGUGUGGCUAGAGUGAAAAGGACAUUGAGGGUUUUCAACAGGUUUUACCUUCGCUUUGUUCAGGAAGAGGAGAAGAGAUGCAAGAAGCCUAAGGAUAAUGAUAUGCAAGUUUCUAAUGGUUCAGAAAAUAAUAAUGGAAAUGCAUCAGAUGAUUAUUCAAGGAGAUGUUCCAAGCGACCUGAUCUGAAGGCAAUUUCUGAGAUGGUGAAGUCAAAUAAAAUUUUGUAUCCUAAGAAAAUAGGUCAUCUACCAGGUAUUGAUAUCGGGCAUCAAUUCUUUUCUCGGGCUGAAAUGGUGGCUGUAGGUCUUCAUGGACAUUGGUUGACUGGAAUUGAUUAUAUUGGAGAAUCUUGCAAAAUGAAGGAAUACCAGAACUUUACCUUGCCACUUGCUGUUUCAAUCGUGUUGUCUGGCCAAUAUGAAGAUGAUGUUGAUAAUUCAGAAGAAGUCGUGUAUACAGGUCAAGGUGGAAAUAACUUACUUGGCAAUAAGCGUCAAAUUAAGGAUCAAGUUAUGUGUCGUGGUAAUUUAGCUCUUAAGAACAACAUGGAUCAAGAUGUAUGUGUUAGAGUGAUACGUGGACAUAAAUGUGCUAGUAGUUAUACUCGCAAAGUUUACACCUAUGAUGGUUUGUACAAGGUUGAUCAUUUUUGGAAAGAGAGAGGUGUUGCUGGAUUUAUUGUUUUUAAGUAUCGUUUAAAGCGAAUUGAAGGACAGCCCAAAUUGGUCACACAUCAGGUAGAUUUUGCUUGGCGGCGAGUCUCUAAAGGUCAUUUUGAAUUAGAUGGAUUGGUGUGUAGGGACAUCUGUGGUGGUCAAGAGAAUAUAUGUAUUCCUGCUACAAAUGUAUGCGAUGUUCCUCCUGUUGUACCUGCAGGUUUUAAAUAUAUCAAGUCUGUUCAAGUUGCGGAAAAUGUAAUUAUCCCUCCAGAUGCUCCCGGAUGCAAUUGCAAAGGAAAAUGUACUAAUGCUGCGAAGUGUUAUUGUGCUCAACUUAAUGGCGAUGACUUUCCAUACGUAAACCAAGAUGGUGGCAGAUUAGUUGAACCAACGGAUGUUGUGUUUGAAUGUGGUCCAAGAUGUGGCUGUGGACCUAGUUGCCUCAAUCGUACAUCUCAGCAGGGACUGAAAUACGAACUUGAGGUCUAUCGUACGGAGAAUAAGGGCUGGGCUGUUAGGUCUAGGGACUUUAUUCCUUCAGGUGCUCCAGUUUGUGAAUAUGUUGGAAUUCUCAGGAAGAAUGAUGAAUUAGACAAUGUCUCAGGGAAUGACUAUAUAUUUGACAUUGAUUGCUGGCAAACAAUGAAUGAGAUAGGAGGAAGAGAGAGGCGAUUACGUGAUGUAUCUCUACCUUUAAGUGGUCAUGCUGAGGAAAGACAUGGCAAGAUAUCAGAAAAUGGGCCUGAGUUUUGCAUAGAUGCAGGUUCUUAUGGUAAUGUUGCCAGAUUUAUCAAUCAUAGUUGUGAGCCUAACCUCUUUGUUCAGUGUGUUUUGAGUUCUCACCAUGAUGUUAGACUUGCGCGGGUGAUUUUGUUUGCUGCGGAUAACAUACCCCCUAUGCAGGAACUAACUUACGACUACGGAUACGAACUUGAUAGCGUCGUUGGUCCUGACGGAAGAGUAAAGAAGCUGCCGUGCUAUUGUGGUGCACAAGACUGUCGGAAGCGUUUGUAUUAGGCAGAUGAAGUUUCUACAUCAUAUUU
This is a messenger RNA of Alnus glutinosa, 2849 nucleotides long. Its product is annotated as histone-lysine N-methyltransferase, H3 lysine-9 specific SUVH4-like. The transcript has 16 exons. Bases 316 to 2823 code for a protein of 835 amino acids. Gene Ontology annotation, cellular component: nucleus. Gene Ontology annotation, molecular function: histone methyltransferase activity; protein binding; zinc ion binding. The record is from RefSeq and is a predicted model, not a curated record. NCBI's taxonomy places the organism in Eukaryota, Viridiplantae, Streptophyta, Magnoliopsida, Fagales, Betulaceae.